Molecule: messenger RNA, 836 nt
Organism: Nymphaea colorata (pocket water lily)
Lineage: Eukaryota; Viridiplantae; Streptophyta; Magnoliopsida; Nymphaeales; Nymphaeaceae
Product: cytochrome b561 and DOMON domain-containing protein At5g47530-like
Exons: 1
Coding region: 78-818 (246 amino acids)
Source: RefSeq, a predicted model, not a curated record
UAAAAUCCCCUUCCUCCCAACAAACAAAUGCAACAGAAGUCUCCCUCUUCCAAUAGAGAAGCUGCCCAUCAUCGAUAAUGGCUCACUCGACCGCCUAUCGGUCGCUCCUCCUUCUCUGCGCUGUGGCUUGCCUCAUUUGCGCCUCCUCUGGACAGACCUGCAAGUCGCAGAAUUUCACCAGCAACUUCUUUCAGACCUGCCAAGACCUCCCCGUCCUCGACGCCUUCCUCCACUGGACCUACUCCCCUUCCAAUAGUACCCUCGACAUCGCCUACUGGGCAACCCCUGGUUCCGCCGGCGGCUGGGUCGCCUGGGCCAUCAAUCCCACCGCCACGGGCAUGGUCGGCUCGCAGGCCAUCGUAGGCUACGUCGUCUCCGGCAAGGUCAACGUCAUAACCACCAACCUCAGCAGCUACAAACCCUCCAUGCAGAACGAGAGCCUGAGCUUCCCCGUCUCCAACCUCGCCGGCCAGUCCUCCGGCAAAGACAUCAUCCUGUUUGCGACCUUGACCCUGCCGACCAAAAAUUCCACAGUGAAUUUGGUGUGGCAGACCGGUCCCAUGUCGGGAGGAGUUCCCUCCAAGCAUCCUUUCGACGAAGCCAACCUUAAGUCAAUGAAGACCCUGGAUCUCCUCUCCGGGCAGAACACGACCACUAGCGGCGGCGAUCAGAACACGACCACUAGCGGCGGCGGUCAGAACACCACCACUAGCGGUGGCGUUUCGAAGAUCCGGAGAAAAAAUUUAACCUUUUUGGCAAACAGCUUUCUGUUUGAUUUGAUUGUUUUGCUUUCGGUGUUGGCAUUUUACAUAAUAUAACGAUAAGCCUUUGGCUGA